AAAUUAAGCAUCCAAUAAUUUGCCUGUUUUCUGGAAGGGAAAUGGCAGUGGGUUGGGCUUGGGGCGCGUAAACGACGUGUGUUCCUCAAAUGCCGUAACAAACAAAAUUGCAAUGAAAUGAAUAAACUCUGAUCUCAUUGCCAAUCAAUCCGCUUUCCAUUCUCUUUCUCUAUAAAAGUUUCUCUCUAACUUCCUGAAUCGCCAUUUUUCCCCCUUCUAUCUCUCACACACAUCAAACAUCGAUCCUUGUAAGUGGAAGCUCCUGUAAUCUUCCUUUCAUGGCGUCGGAUAAAGGUCCGCCUUUGCCCAAGUUUGGUGAGUGGGAUGUAAAUGACCCUGCCUCAGCUGAAGGAUAUACUGUCAUAUUUAACAAGGCAAGAGAUGAGAAGAAGACCAAAAAUGAUGCUCCUACAAAAAUCACAUCCCCAAGAAAUGAUGCUGGGCGCAAGGACGAUGACUCUCAUCAGAAUCCUCCGAAGGUACAUGUUUUGAAUGAGAUGAUGGAGUCCACUUAUGUGAAAACAACUGAAUUAUGUGAAGUGAACCGACUAAUCCUCUCUUCAAAAUAUUGCCGUUUAGAUCCAAAAGCAUGCUUUUCCAGUUUACAAUCUUCCAAAUUUACUCCUUGUCAUUUCCCAUCUAGAGAUUCUCAUGCGCUUUUUCCUAAGCCACCUUCCUCCCUCUAAUCUAUUGUAUUUGGAUCCGACCCUUCCUCGUCUAGCUAUGGUGACGAUGAUUAGAGCCAAACGCCCAGCCAAGAGGAGAUGGUGACAAGUAGAGCUUGGUCUUUGUUCUACUAAUUUCUUGGUUUCUUUUACCCAUCUGGCUGACUAGCGACAGCUCGGCUUCUCCAUGAUAUAGGAUUGAAGUUUUGUUUUGAUAACUGGAUGUUGCGUUUCUUUCAAAUUUUCUUGUGCGCUGCUUGUUGACACUCUUUAUCGUUGUAUUCUGGGUUUUUGGCGAUGUUGUAUUCCGGUGCUUUGAAAUUUUCAUGCGCUGUGUGGUGAUAUCUUCUGGGAUUUUUUUAGAGAACUGAAGAUCCAAAACAAACUAAACAAAAAAAUUUCAGACUUGAUUUAAUUCAAUUUUCCAUACAUUUCGAUUCUAUUGUUUCGGUUUGGAAUGAUCGAUUGUACACCCAUUUU
Molecule: messenger RNA, 1145 nt
Organism: Manihot esculenta (cassava)
Lineage: Eukaryota; Viridiplantae; Streptophyta; Magnoliopsida; Malpighiales; Euphorbiaceae
Product: protein NOI4
Exons: 3
Coding region: 279-686 (135 amino acids)
Source: RefSeq, a predicted model, not a curated record